Messenger RNA from Prorocentrum cordatum, 885 nucleotides. NCBI's taxonomy places the organism in Eukaryota, Dinophyceae, Prorocentrales, Prorocentraceae. The record is from the annotation of a GenBank genome assembly.
AUGCUCCUUCGGCUCCUCCUGCCCUCGGCGCUGCUGGAGUGCAAGGACGCGCAGCAGACGCUCGCAGAUCUGGCGCAGCGCUUCACGCAGGAGGUGAAGGACAUCGACGAGCUGCAAGUCAAGUUGGUGCUGAUUUUUGGGGGCCAGGGCCCCAACCAUACCGCCGAGCUGGUCGCGCCGUUGCCGAAGGCGAUGCCGAUCAAGCCGCCCAUAUUCCCCGCCCUGACGGGGGUGGUCCAGGAGCCGCCGCCGGGGUACUGGGGGGAGCCGCAGGCGCCGCAGGCGCCGCAGGCGUGGCGUGGGGCCAGGCCGCAGGUGAUGCUGACGGAGCAGGAAGUGACUCGGCAGAAGGAGGUGCGCGAGCUGGGCGCGUACCAUCACAGCCUGCAGCGGUCGCAGCCGAUGGGGCCGGAGGACAGCGACGCAAACAAGAGCAUCACGGCCAGCAUUGAGCACUCGUACGAGGCGCUCGCAACGGCCGUGCCUGCAGAUUUGACGGGCAAGAACGACGUGGUCAUGAUCAAGGGCCACCCGCGCAAGGCCAUCACUAUUACGGCAGCGAAGAAGGGGAAGAACGGGCUCAGCAAGCUGAAGAUCGAGGUGCUGGACAUCCACACGUCGCUGCAGUACGAGGACGUCAAGGCGGCGACCUUCGUGGCCAACCUCCCCCAGGAGGCGGGGAUGGCCAUCACGAGCGGGCAGAACGUGGAGUACAGCUGGCUUGACAGCGAGAUGCUAGUGGCGCAACAUGGCACGUGCGCAGCGCAGCUCCAGAAGCUUGGCCUGCUGGACGUCCACGCGUUCGAAAAGUUCCACAGCAUCACGAAGCAGGCCGUCAGCACGAAGAAGGCACAAAGCGGAAUAUGGGGUGAAGAUUCCGCGUAG